AUGGAUGCUUUCCUUGCCCAUUACGAGCGAAAUAAGCUAUACUAUUCUCAGGAAGACCAUCUUGAUCCUAGAAUGGUUCGCGCUAUUGAAAUGGGCUGGUUUGUUCUUGCUAAAUAUUACAAUAUGACUGAAGAAGUACCUGUUUAUGCAGCUGCUCUUCUCCUCGAUCCCUCUCGUAGAGCAGCAUAUAUUCGACAGAACUGGCCAGAUGCUUGGGUUCAGCCAGCUAUUACCGCUGCUAUGCAACUCUGGGAGGAGAAUUUUAAGAUGAUGAUCUAUCUACACCCUCAUCAAUACCACCACCGGAAACCCCUCUAA
This is a messenger RNA of [Torrubiella] hemipterigena, 318 nucleotides long. The record is from the annotation of a GenBank genome assembly. Lineage: Eukaryota; Fungi; Ascomycota; Sordariomycetes; Hypocreales; Clavicipitaceae.